Molecule: messenger RNA, 2403 nt
Organism: Alexandromys fortis (reed vole)
Lineage: Eukaryota; Metazoa; Chordata; Mammalia; Rodentia; Cricetidae
Gene: Ythdf2
Product: YTH N6-methyladenosine RNA binding protein F2
Exons: 5
Coding region: 321-2060 (579 amino acids)
Biological process (GO): mRNA destabilization
Cellular component (GO): cytoplasm
Molecular function (GO): mRNA binding; N6-methyladenosine-containing RNA reader activity
Source: RefSeq, a predicted model, not a curated record
GGUGAGUGAAUGUGAGAGUCAGCGCUCGCGCCGCGCGCGCAGCUCGUCUCUGCUGCUCGGCGCCCAUAGUCCGGCUGCGAGGGGCGGGCGCGCGCGUAAAAGCAUAGAGACGGGCGUUGAGCUGCCCGCCUAGAGCGUCGCCGAGUCGGAGCCGGAGCCCGAGCCGCGCGCUGUGUCUCCGCUGCGUCCGCCGAGGCUCCGAGUGUCAGGGACAAAAGCCGCCGCCGCACCCUCUGCUCCCGCCGCCGGGGCUCAUCCGCCGCUGCCGCCGUCCUGAGGAGGAGUCCGCUGCCGUCGUCCCCAGUGAGGAUCCGAGAGCCAUGUCGGCCAGCAGCCUCUUGGAGCAGAGACCUAAAGGUCAAGGAAACAAAGUACAAAAUGGAUCUGUGCAUCAAAAGGAUGGACUGAACGACGAUGACUUCGAACCUUACUUGAGUCCACAGGCAAGGCCCAAUAAUGCAUAUACUGCCAUGUCAGACUCCUAUUUACCCAGUUAUUACAGCCCUUCCAUUGGCUUUUCCUAUUCUUUGGGUGAAGCUGCUUGGUCUACUGGAGGUGACACAGCCGUGCCCUAUCUAACUUCUUACGGACAACUGAGCAACGGAGAGCCCCACUUCCUACCAGAUGCAAUGUUUGGGCAACCAGGAGCCCUAGGUAGCACUCCAUUUCUUGGUCAGCAUGGUUUUAAUUUUUUUCCCAGUGGGAUCGACUUCUCAGCAUGGGGAAAUAACAGUUCUCAGGGACAGUCUACUCAAAGCUCUGGAUAUAAUAACAAUUAUGCUUAUGCACCCAGCUCCUUAGGUGGAGCCAUGAUUGAUGGACAGUCAGCUUUUGCCAAUGAGACCCUCAAUAAAGCUCCUGGCAUGAAUACUAUAGACCAAGGGAUGGCAGCACUGAAACUGGGCAGCACAGAAGUUGCAAGCAGUGUUCCAAAAGUUGUAGGCUCUGCUGUUGGUAGUGGUUCCAUCACUAGUAACAUCGUGGCUUCUAGCAGUUUGCCUCCAGCUACUAUUGCUCCUCCAAAACCAGCAUCUUGGGCUGAUAUUGCUAGCAAGCCUGCAAAACAGCAACCUAAACUGAAGACCAAGAAUGGCAUUGCAGGAUCAAGUCUUCCACCACCCCCAAUAAAGCAUAACAUGGAUAUUGGAACUUGGGAUAACAAGGGUCCCGUGGCAAAAGCUCCCUCACAGGCUUUGGUUCAAAAUAUAGGUCAGCCAACCCAGGGGUCUCCUCAGCCUGUAGGACAGCAGGCCAAUAAUAGCCCACCAGUGGCUCAGACAUCAGUAGGGCAACAGACGCAGCCAUUGCCUCCGCCUCCACCACAGCCUGCCCAGCUCUCAGUCCAGCAACAGGCAGCUCAGCCAACUCGCUGGGUAGCACCUCGGAACCGUGGCAAUGGGUUCGGUCAUAAUGGGGUGGAUGGUAAUGGAGUAGGACAGUCUCAGGCAGGUUCUGGAUCUACUCCUUCAGAGCCUCACCCAGUAUUGGAGAAGCUUCGAUCCAUCAAUAACUAUAACCCUAAAGAUUUCGACUGGAAUCUGAAACAUGGCCGGGUUUUCAUCAUUAAGAGCUACUCAGAGGACGAUAUCCACCGUUCCAUUAAGUAUAAUAUCUGGUGCAGCACGGAGCACGGGAACAAGAGACUGGAUGCUGCGUAUCGUUCCAUGAACGGGAAAGGUCCCGUUUACUUACUUUUCAGUGUCAACGGCAGUGGACACUUCUGUGGAGUUGCAGAGAUGAAAUCUGCUGUGGACUACAACACAUGUGCAGGUGUGUGGUCCCAGGACAAAUGGAAGGGUCGUUUUGAUGUCAGAUGGAUUUUUGUGAAGGACGUUCCCAAUAGCCAACUGCGACACAUUCGUCUAGAGAACAACGAGAAUAAACCAGUGACCAACUCUAGGGACACUCAGGAAGUGCCUCUGGAAAAAGCUAAGCAGGUGUUGAAAAUCAUAGCCAGCUACAAGCACACCACUUCCAUUUUUGAUGACUUCUCACACUAUGAGAAACGCCAAGAGGAAGAAGAAAGUGUUAAAAAGGAACGUCAAGGUCGUGGGAAAUAAAAAGCGGUUCUGCACAGACUGCAGCAACGGUUGCAUCUGCUUAUCCUAAGAGGACACAGUGACCUUCAAGAAAAUUAGGACUUUUUUCUUAAUUUCAUUGACUUCAGAGACAAUUGCAAACUUGCAGUUUAAGUAUUGGAAUUCACAAAAAAAGAAAAAGAAACAUAGGACUUAACUGGAAAAUGGAGGAAAAAAAAGGAAAAAAAAAAAAGGAAAAACCUAAACAAAAAUUCCCUCUAGGUAGUUUAGGUAAAAAAAUGUCCCUUUUAUUUUGGCUUUGGUUGUGAUUCAAAGCAUAAUGCUUUGAGUUUUUUUUUUUGUUUUUUUUUUUUUUGUUUGUUUU